Messenger RNA from Drosophila guanche, 1773 nucleotides. RefSeq lists its product as uncharacterized. Bases 749 to 1588 code for a protein of 279 amino acids. The transcript is spliced from 4 exons. Gene Ontology annotation, cellular component: transcription regulator complex; nucleus. Lineage: Eukaryota; Metazoa; Arthropoda; Insecta; Diptera; Drosophilidae. Gene Ontology annotation, biological process: regulation of transcription by RNA polymerase II. Gene Ontology annotation, molecular function: DNA binding. The record is from RefSeq and is a predicted model, not a curated record.
CUUUUCUAGCCUUAUUUAAUGCAAAAAACGAACGAAAAAUACUGAGCCAAACGCAACUCACGCGCAGCAGCUAUUUGUAAAACGGAGACUGAAAACAAGAGCGAGCGCACUCACACACACGCACAAGCUGGCGUCGUUGCAAGAGAGAGAGAGAGAGCAGAGAAAGACGACGAGGGCUUAACACUCGCUAGGCCAGGGCUACCGGUGAACGUGAGUGGUUCAUUACAAUGUUGGUUUGAACAGUGAUCAAACUACUUAUUGCCAGCCUAAAAAUGUUCACAUACAUUUUGUGCCUGGCAGUGCUGUGUGACUCGUCUCUCUUGCGGCGCAGCUGUUCUCGACACUGUGUGUGUGUGAGUUUCAGUGGUGGCGUCGUGCUAGUGCUCUCAAAGAGGGUAACAUUACUUGGAAUAAUCUGGACCCCGUUGCCAACCGGUAAGAGCGAACGCCGUCCCUGUUUUUGUUCGGUUUGUUUUGUCAUUUUCUGCGUUUUUAGUUGCCGGCCCAUUGUUGCAUCUGAGAAUUUGUGAAAAUCUAACGGACCUUACCAUAAGUCUUGCAUUGUUAGAUUGUAAUUCAACAUUGGGCAUUACGUUGCAGGAGAAGGAAAUAAGUUGUAAGUUGUCUAGCGGCAAUAGCAAUACCAACUAAAGGUUUUGCUGUCCUCCCGCAGAGGUAGCGCGACAACCAGCUGGUGUGCGCAGGGGACAAAAGUGUCGCAAACAAUAUCGUCUCUUAACGUACUAAAAUGAACACACGGGCUAGCUGCCGGACCCCGACUCCAAGUGAUGUAGUGGGACUCGAAAUCGGUAAGAGCAGCCUAAGCAAAACUCCAACUCCUGAAAUAAAGGAAAAAAAUAUUAAAAUAUGCCGCCUGGUUGCCAAACAACCUUGCCUUUUUGAUCGUUCUAAUGAGGGGUACAAUAGAAAGUCGUUCAUAAAGAGAGUCUGGAGGGAUAUAUCUCAUAAGAUGCAUGAUUCUAUCAAUAGCUGCAAGGAGCGUUGGCGUAAUAUUCGUACAAGCUACGCCCGAUCCAUAAAAGAUGGAUAUAAUCAAACGCGUACGUACUAUUUAAGCGCUGAGCUUGCGUUCCUCCGGCCCCACAUCACACCAGGAGUUCCCAGACGUCCGCAGGGCCGACGCUCACGCGCUAAUAUUACUGGCCGUAACGUCGACACCAACGAGCAAAUAUUUGGCAUGGAGCAUGCGCAAGAGAAGUUGGAGCCCGACCACGAGCCCAACGACGAGACACGCGACGAGGAUACGGAAAAUUAUGGAAGCAAUGCCAAGGAGUAUAAAUACGAGAACGGAGCGGUAGCCGUGCCAUGGCCAUCCAUCAAUUCCGACGAUGCCUUCCUGCACGGUAUCCGUCCCGAGAUGGAACAGAUGAACUUUCGUCAGAAGCUUUGCUUCAAGCGCCGCGUGUACGCCUUGCUCGGAGAAAUAUUUGAUAGUACAGAAGCCGCACAAAUCUCCGACCACCAGAUGGCUGCCCGUUCCAAUGACAACGAAGCCAUAUCGACUUCAUCAGCAUCACUCGUGCAGGCUUCUCGUUCGACAAAGAAAUCAAAGCCUAAAAAAGGAUAAUAUUAGCAAAAGCUAUAAUUUACUACAAAUAACACUGAAAAAGUUCAAAUAAAUACAUUUGUAUUUAGAUGGGGCUAUUGCAUGGUGGAGUGGUAGGGGAGUAGAUUGGAAUCUGAAUCGAAGAUGAAUUUUGAUUUAAGUAGGAUAGAUAGGAUUUUAAGUAGGAUGUACCUGUUUAUUUUUAG